This is a messenger RNA of Rotaria sp. Silwood2, 495 nucleotides long. NCBI's taxonomy places the organism in Eukaryota, Metazoa, Rotifera, Eurotatoria, Philodinida, Philodinidae. The record is from the annotation of a GenBank genome assembly.
AUGUCUAACUCCUUUAAGUUAGUCGUUUGUAUUACUUCCACUGCACUCUUCGAUUGUAGUGAAUCUCACAACAUAUGGAAACAACAAGGACUUGAAGCGUACAAAAAUCAUCAACGCAACCAUGUCAUGGAACCUUUAAAACCUGGUGUUGGAUUUCGAUUAGUUCAAUCUCUGUUGAACUUAAAUUAUAGCACAGAUAAAGAAUUGGUUGACGUGAUCCUCGUAUCACGUAAUGACAGUCAAUCAGGAAAGCGCAUUCGGAACUCCAUCAGUUACCACAAACUUGGUAUUACACGUAUGUCAUUCACCAGUGGUACAGAUGUUACCACAUACUUACAAGCAUGGGGAUGCGAUCUCUUUCUUACCACAGAAGAAAAACAAGUUCGUACAGUAUUGUCUGCCAACUCUCCUACUACGUUUAAUGGAAUAGCAGCUGGUUUGGUAUGCAACAUCAUUGCUGAAACAACAGAUCUUCAGUCCGAUAAUUCAGUGUAA